AUUCGGUUCCGGAAUGAAAGAUUCAGUUUCAAGAAAUUCACGAAUUUUGGGGUGAUUUCUUUUGGAUCUUUUUAAUCUAGAAAGGCCCGAAUUCUCAUUCCUUUGGAUCCAGAUUUCCAUUUAAAUUCUCUUUAGAAACCAACAUUUGAGAUUCAUUGUGAAAUUAAAACAAGAUUGUGAUCUUUCUCAUCUGAUUCAUUUAAAUCGGACCUGCAAAUUUUCAAGUUUCCGACGUCCAAAGUAAAAAUUGAGCCAUCUUCGCCCUUUGAAAUCUCAUAGCCACUGAAUUCUCCACGAAAUCUUUUUGUUUUAUUUAUUUAUUUCACUUUUGAAAUCUCUUUUUGCGGUUGGAGUCUGGAACUGAACAAAAGGAAAAGAAGAUAAACAGAUUCUCUUCUCAUUCACUGAUAUCAUUCUUCCUUCUUCACAUCAAGAGUUUCUGCUUGGAUAAGGAAAGAUCGCUUUCUUUUUAAAGAUCUGCCCAUCUCUUUGUUUGUUAAGAAUAGAGAGAGGAAAGGUGGAGUUUCGGAUAAAAGAAUUGGAUUUUCAAGCAUUUCAACGUGAUGGACCAGAAAAACGUUCUCAUGUCGGCACUGAGUGUCGGAGUCGGCGUUGGUGUCGGGCUUGGCUUGUGUUCUGGACAGACAGUAAGUAAAUGGAUGUCGAAUUCUUCUUCUUCUGGUGUGACUGCUGAUCGGAUCGAGCAGGAGCUGCGGCAACAGGUCAUCGAUGGAAGAGAUAGCAAUGUCAACUUCGAUGACUUCCCUUAUUACCUCAGCGAGCAAACGCGUGUGUUACUGACGAGUGCAGCAUAUGUUCAUUUGAAGCAAGCUGACUUUUUUAAGCAUACCCGAAAUCUCUCUCCUGCUAGUCGGACCAUUUUGCUCUCAGGACCUGCUGGUAGGUUUUCUGGAAUAUGUUCUCCUUUAGAUUUAGUUUGGAAAUACUUUUUUGUUUGUGUUUAUUUUUAUAAUAAAGUUGAUUUUGAAAGUUCAUAUUUUGAAGAGCUUUACCAGCAAAUGUUAGCCAAGGCUUUAGCACGUUACUUUGAAGCCAAGUUGUUGUUGCUUGAUGUAACUGACUUUUCACUAAAGAUACAGAGCAAAUAUGGCACCUCCAGAAAAGAACCUACUUUCAAAAGGUCCAUCUCUGAGACAACUUUGGAGCGGAUGUCCAAUUUGUUUGGAUCAUUUUCAAUCCUUCCACCAAGAGAGGAAUCUAGAGGCACAUUAAGGAGGCAAAGCAGUGGUAUGGAUUUAAGGUCAAGGGGAUCUGAAUUUGAGCAUGGUGCUCAAAAGCUUCGUAGAAAUGCUUCUGCUGCCGCUGAUAUCAGUAGCCUUGCUUCAAACUCUGCUCCUGUUAAUCCAGCUCCUCUCAGGCACACUAGCAUCUGGUGUUUUGAUGAGAAACUUCUUAUACAGUCACUUUACAAGGUUCUGAUUUCAGUAUCGAAAACCAAUCCCAUUCUCCUCUACAUCAGGAAUGUUGAAGAGCUUCUAUUUAGAUCGCAAAGGCUAUACACUUUAUUCCGGAAAAUGCUGAGCAAACUAUCAGGACCAAUAUUAAUCCUUGGUUCAAGGAUGUUGGAUCCAGGUAAUGAUUAUAGAGAUGUGGACGAGAGGCUGACUCUUCUAUUCCCUUACAACAUUGAGAUUAAGCCACCUGAAGAUGAGACCCACCUUCUCAACUGGAAAUCCCAACUGGAAGAAGACAUGAAAGUGAUCCAGUUUCGGGACAACAGAAACCACAUCAUCGAGGUACUCACAGCAAAUGAUCUUGACUGUGAUGAUCUGGGUUCAAUCUGCCUUGCGGAUACGAUGGUUCUCAGUAAUUACAUAGAAGAAAUUGUUGUUUCAGCAAUUUCACACCACCUGAUGAAUAACAAGAACCCUGAGUACAGAAAUGGGAAACUGGUUAUUUCAUCCAAGAGUUUGUCCCAUGGAUUGAGCAUAUUCCAGGAAAGUAAGCUCAGUGUCAAAGAACCUGCUCUAAAGCUCGAAACAAACGCUGAAACUAGCAAGGAGGGUGAAGGGGGAAAUGCAACUGUUGGUGUGACGCCUGAAACAAAAACUGAAGCUCCGGGACCUGAGAACAAGAGUGAGGCAGAGAAAUCUGUUGCAUUAGUGAAGAAAGAUGGUGAGAAUCCAUCUCUUCCGCCAAAAUUACCUGAAGUUGCUCCCGACAAUGAGUUCGAGAAGCGCAUUAGACCAGAGGUCAUCCCUGCCAGUGAAAUUGGGGUGACAUUUGCAGAUAUAGGUGCCUUAGAUGAACUAAAAGAAUCACUUCAGGAGUUGGUCAUGCUUCCCCUUCGAAGACCUGAUCUCUUUGAAGGAGGUCUCCUAAAGCCUUGCAGAGGAAUAUUGUUGUUCGGGCCACCUGGUACUGGAAAGACGAUGAUGGCUAAGGCUAUUGCCAAAGAAGCUGGAGCGAGUUUCAUCAACGUCUCAAUGUCCACCAUCACUUCAAAAUGGUUUGGAGAAGAUGAGAAAAAUGUCAGGGCAUUGUUUACUCUAGCAGCAAAGGUCUCUCCUACUAUUAUUUUUGUGGACGAGGUUGACAGCAUGUUGGGGCAACGGACUAGAGCAGGGGAGCAUGAGGCCAUGCGGAAGAUCAAGAAUGAGUUCAUGACACAUUGGGAUGGGCUCCUGACAAAACCUGGCGAGCGGAUCCUUGUUCUUGCAGCGACAAACAGGCCGUUUGACCUCGACGAAGCAAUCAUCAGACGGUUUGAGCGCAGAAUCAUGGUUGGUCUGCCAUCCGUUGAGAAUAGGGAAUUGAUACUGAAAACACUCUUGUCAAAAGAGAAGGUCAAAGAAGGACUUGACUAUAAGGAGCUUGCGACCCUGACAGAAGGAUAUAGUGGAAGUGACCUUAAGAAUUUGUGUAUGACGGCGGCAUAUCGGCCUGUCAGAGAGUUAAUACAACAAGAAAGGCUAAAGGAUUUGGAAAGGAAGCGGAAAGCAGAAGAAAGACAAAAGGCAGCAGAGGGUUCAAACAGUAAAGAAGAAGAAAUGGAGGAAAGAGUAACUGUCCUCAGGCCGUUAAACAUGGAAGACAUGAGGCUCGCAAAGAAUCAAGUUGCAGCCAGUUUUGCAUCCGAGGGCUCUAUCAUGAGUGAGCUGAAGCAAUGGAACGAAUUGUAUGGGGAAGGAGGUUCCAGGAAGAAACAACAGUUAACGUACUUCCUUUAAGUUGGGAGUGAAUAGCUAUCACACUCUUGAAUCCACAGGUCCAGUGUCCACAAUAGAUGGCUAAAGUCUUAGGGUCUGUUUGGAUCCUUGUAUUGCUCAAUCCAGGAUUGGCCAAUUCAAGGAUCUAAACAGGCUUAAUUGGGAGUGCAAGGAGCGUUGUCUGAAGCUUUCAGGCAGUUGUGUGCUUGGGAGAUGCCUGAAGCAUGGACUGAAUGCUCCUACAGAUGCCUGGAGGAUUCCUUGCAAUCUCAGCAUCCUUGAAAUCCAGUGUAAUAUUGGUCACCUAAUAACAUAUUAGGUACAUGUGUAUCAUCAUUCUUUAGUUAAUGGCUUUGUUUGAUCAUGCCUCUAAAAGGAAC
Messenger RNA from Magnolia sinica, 3550 nucleotides. RefSeq lists its product as uncharacterized. The record is from RefSeq and is a predicted model, not a curated record. NCBI's taxonomy places the organism in Eukaryota, Viridiplantae, Streptophyta, Magnoliopsida, Magnoliales, Magnoliaceae. The transcript has 15 exons. Gene Ontology annotation, cellular component: mitochondrial outer membrane. Gene Ontology annotation, molecular function: ATP binding; ATP hydrolysis activity. The coding region runs from base 564 to 3191 and encodes 875 amino acids.